GUACCACCAAAGUAAACCUUGUGAAGAUCCCAUCAACUGCUUCCAGUCCUCGAGAUACUGCUCUAGCAGCUGUUAUAUGCAGUGCACUUGCAACAGUGCUCUUAGCUCUUCUUAUUCUUUGUGUUAUCUAUUGCAAGAGGCAGUUUAUGGAGAAGAAACCAAGUUGGUCUCUGAGAUCACAAGACAUUCACUACAAUGGCUCUGAAUUGUCAUGUUUUGAUAGACCACGGCUAAAUGAAUAUGACCACAGAACUUGUUGCCAGUGCCAGAGAAGCACAUCACAGACAUGUGGACCAGUUCACUUGAUUCCAUCACUGUGCUGUGAUGAAACCUGUAGCAUGGACCACAGCAGUCACAGUUGUGCUUUCCACUCUCAAACUACACUUAAUGAAAGGGCUUCUGAUUCUGUUGGAGAAAUGAUUCCUACCUUUCUUGGUUCUCUUUCACACACUAACUGUGGAGACAUUUCAGAUGCUUGGCCUCUUAUGCAAAACUCAGCUUGUUGUGACAGCAUUUCUUUCUGUGAAUCAUAUGCAGAACUGGCUGGAGGAUCUGCAAAAUCUUGCAAUCCUGAGACUGAAAAUGCAGCCACUGUUGAGUCGGAUAAUAACCAGGAUUUAAGUGAAGUACUUAUUUCAGCUAGGUCUCUUGAUGGAAACAUGGCAAAGUCCUUUGAAAUCUCCAAACAUAGAACACAUGUAGAAGUUUCAUCACUUCAGAACCCAGCAGCUGCUGAAACCCAGCCGAAGACAAAGCAUAAUGGCUCUACAGACUGAUAAAGAGGUAA
This is a messenger RNA of Mesitornis unicolor (brown roatelo), 787 nucleotides long. It is a transcript of the gene TNFRSF19, whose product is annotated as tumor necrosis factor receptor superfamily, member 19. Gene Ontology annotation, cellular component: plasma membrane. Lineage: Eukaryota; Metazoa; Chordata; Aves; Mesitornithiformes; Mesitornithidae. The transcript has 4 exons. The annotation marks the transcript as partial. Gene Ontology annotation, molecular function: signaling receptor activity. Gene Ontology annotation, biological process: positive regulation of JNK cascade; positive regulation of canonical NF-kappaB signal transduction. The record is from RefSeq and is a predicted model, not a curated record.